AUGGCACUCACUGCAGCUCUCAGGCAUGUCUGGGACCUGAUCAAGGUGGAGGACUGGGACAAGACUUGGGCCAGCAUUUGCUCAUGGUGGAAAUAUGUCGACAACAAUGGAAUUACUGUACCAAAGGUUCACAACAAGUGCAUGCAUGACUACACCAAGGAAUCUGUGAUGUGCCAAAACCUUUUAGUCCCAGGUGCCAUCACCAUUGCUGACCUCUGGCACCCAGUGGAGCAAAGAUGGAUCCACAUCAAUGACAUCUUCAACAACUACCAGGAGAGGGUAGAGUUGAGGGUGCAGCUUGAGGCAGAGAGGUUGACAAGAGAACCUUCUAUGCACACACACAGACAGGCAGCAAUGGUGAUAGGCAAGGGGAAGGGCAAGGAAAAGGCCACAGACAAAGUUGAUGAGCUGGAGAACAAUGAAGGCAACUGCCCACCCAACCCUGACCUGUCAAAAACUGCUGCUCUGGCACCCAAAGCCAACCUGCCAUGCAGGGAGUGCACAAAGGUUGAUGCCAAGUGCAAAGGUCUUCCUGGGGAGUCAUACAAUCCAGGAGACCUCAGUGAUGGUGGACUCUUUGGCAGACUGACAGGAUUAUUGGACAAUCCACCCACACCCAUCAUCAGCAUGCAGGAUGAGUCUGAAGGUCCCCCAGUUGAAGAAACUCCACUGGUCACAAACCUGAGUGAAUCGACUAUGUGCGAGGCUCUUGCUGAGCACAUCCAACUGUUGGAGGGUAGGGCAGAUGAUGAGGAGUUUGAGUUGACCCAGAUCCACCAGAUGCUGGGACUGUUGGCAACUAGUGAUUAUCGCUAA
Pisolithus orientalis is the source of this 816-nucleotide messenger RNA. RefSeq lists its product as uncharacterized. The record is from RefSeq and is a predicted model, not a curated record. The transcript is spliced from 8 exons. The coding region runs from base 1 to 816 and encodes 271 amino acids. Lineage: Eukaryota; Fungi; Basidiomycota; Agaricomycetes; Boletales; Pisolithaceae.